CUGCAGUGGUGGAAACAGAUAUUGCCAUGCAGAAAAUUCGUAUUCUCGUCAUCAAGGGACCUAAGUGUUUAAUAUGAAGGGGAAUAGAAAUUUCGAGCAUUAUCAAUAAUUUAACUCUGCCGUAUUAUGGUCAGUUUUUGCAGAUAGUGUUGGAACAUAUGCAGUAAAAUUACAUGACUUUAUAGACUUUUAUCACAGAAUAAGAUUUUCGAUAUGGACCAAGAAAACAACAAUGUCCGUAAACCGAAGUUGAUUGUCUUUGAUCUUGACUACACAUUGUGGCCUUUCUGGGUGGAUAGAAAAGUUAAUGUGGAGCCCCCUUUUAAUAGAACGAGAGAUGGUAAAGUAUUUGACGCCUGCAGUCGAGAGGUAAAAGCAUUCCCAGACAUUGAUCCAAUUUUACACAGACUUCAUAAUGAGGGUUACAAACUUGCUGUAGCUUCAGAAGCUUUCAACAAAGACGAGGUGAAACGCCUUGUGAAUUUCUUUGGAUGGAACAAAUUCUUUGAUUACAUAGAAAUCUACCCUGGAUCCAAAAUAACACAUUUCCUAAAUAUUAAAAAGGACAGCGGUAUUGCUUUUCCUGACAUGAUGUUUUUUGAUGACGAGCGCGAUCAUCUUUCAGAAGUGGCACAUACCUGUUUAGGUGUCACAUGCAUUUGGGCAAAUCGAGGGGUUUCCGAAGAAAUCUUGGAUGAAGCUUUUCGCGCAUAUGCAGAAAAUCAUAAGAAUGAGGUGUCAGUUGGUAUUCCGAACGGAAACAAUAACAACAAUGGCAGUGGGACUGGUACCAAUACAAGUAGCAGCACCUUGUCUCUGAACAGCGUGGAUUCAGAUGAAUCCCAAUCAGAAACGACUGUUAUUUAUGUGCAUCGUCGCCGUGGGUCGCGAGCCUCCAUCACUUACGAUGUCCCGCCAGUUAUUGACAGAGCAAUACGCCUACGCGGACGACGCAUGUCUGCGCCUGCGCUGAGUAUCCCACAAUCCCUACAGGACAAAAAACUGAUUUCUUGCCCCGAGAUUGUAGAAAAUUAGAGCGGCUUGAAAUGGCAGUUUUGAUGUUGAAGUGCUAAUUUAGGUGUGAAAAUAGAUUAUUAGAAAAAAGGUCUUGAGAAACCAAUUGAAGGUAGUUUAUGAUCA
Saccostrea echinata is the source of this 1140-nucleotide messenger RNA. RefSeq names its product magnesium-dependent phosphatase 1-like. Gene Ontology annotation, molecular function: acid phosphatase activity. The transcript is spliced from 6 exons. The record is from RefSeq and is a predicted model, not a curated record. Lineage: Eukaryota; Metazoa; Mollusca; Bivalvia; Ostreida; Ostreidae. The coding region runs from base 214 to 1035 and encodes 273 amino acids.